AUGCAGGUGAGUGUCGGGAAGUCACUGGGGACAGGUGCUGAUGCUGCUGUCAGUUCACAUUCUGUGAUUCUGAUUGGUGGAAACAGAUCUCAGGUGGAUGAUCCCGAAACCACCAGACAGCAGGUGGCAGAGAAACCUGCAGGAGUGAGAGCGCUCAGGACAAUCAUGAUGUCGCCGGAUGACCGAGCCCUCGAGGACCUGUUGUACAGCAGUGACCUUGGUGAUGAGGUGGAGGGGGCGGAGCUUAACGCCACCCCGGAGGGUGCAGAGGAGAGGGCUGCUGCUGCAGACAAUGCUCCUGCAGCCGUGUCCAUCCAGGAGCCGAUGAUGUGCACCGGCUGUGGCGAGCAGAUAUGCGACCGGUUCUUCCUGUUGGCUGCGGGCGGGGUGUGGCAUGGCGCCUGCCUCCGCUGCAGCCAGUGUCACUGCGAGCUGCAGACGCACCCCUCGCUCUACUGGAGGGACGGAAACAUCUACUGCCAACAGGACUACUGCAGGAUGUUCGGAGGCGGUCAGUGCGCUCGCUGCUUCCAGCCAAUCCCGGCGUCCGCUUUGGUCAUGAGGUCUGGUGAUCUGACGUUUCACCCUCACUGCUUCUCCUGCCAGGUGAUCCACAGAUCCACAGAUUGUGACGUCAAACUGAUUCCAGGGAACUUGUACUGCAUGCAGGGUCAGAACAUCUACUGUCAGUCUCAUUACCACGACGACGGGAGCUUCACGCUAACAGACGACCAGCCCGAACAAAACACCAAAGACGCUCAAAAUCAGGCUUCAGCUGAAGGGGAGGAGUCUGUCAGCAGCCCUGAGCCACGAUUGGAUGACAGGGGAGCAGGUGAGCGGACCCGCAGGAGGACCAAGAGAAUCAGGACGUGUUUCCGCAGCGAGCAGCUCCGAGCGCUCGAAACGUAUUUCGCCCAGAAACACAACCCGGACGGGAAAGACUGGACCUGCCUCGCACACAAGACCGGCCUGCCCAAGAGAGUCCUGCAGGUGUGGUUUCAAAACGCUCGGGCCAAACUGAGACGCUCCCUCAGCACUGAGGACUCCGGGGUGAACUCACCCUCCGCUCCCCUGAGAGGUGUUACCAUGCCAACACGGUCCCCGCCCCCAAACUGCUCUUCAUUGGACCAAUCACGUCCCUUCCCCAACAGCACCAUCGACCACCUGCAGCUCUCUCUGCUCACCUCCCCGCUCAGCGACCCACCUGUGAGCUCGGCCUUCAACCAGCCUCAUCAGCUGCUGCAGAGCCCAGACUUCCUCCUGGACUACGACUCUCAGAGUGCACCGGGGUGUGCCUCCUCUCUGGAGGCCUACGAGGACUUUGGAGAGGCAAGAGGAGGAGCAGAAGGAGUGGUUGAUCCUGAGAGUAGUUUUAGGCCACAGUACUGCUAA
Messenger RNA from Labrus bergylta (ballan wrasse), 1392 nucleotides. The record is from RefSeq and is a predicted model, not a curated record. Lineage: Eukaryota; Metazoa; Chordata; Actinopteri; Labriformes; Labridae.